UUCGCAAAUGCAAAUGGGAUCCCGAAAAAGACCAAAUGAGACAUCUAACAACCAAGAGCAAAGACUCUAUUCUUCUAAGAGACCUCGACAAGAUCAGAACACUCUCCCAACUAAAACAAUCAAGAUCACCGUGGGGGGAAACAGCAAGAAAUAUCUCCGCAUUCUCACCCAUAGGGAGACACGUAGCUUAUAUGAGGCCCUGAACUCCCAAGACCUUGUCAAAAGAGAGAUAGAAAAACAGCCAGAUAAAGAAAUGCUGGUGUGUGGCAAAGAGGGAACAGAAGGGUACAUAAACCUCGGUAUGCCCCUCUGUUGUUUUCCACACGGCAGCCAUGUGGUCAUUACAUUUUUCAAAACUGAAAGUGAGGAGAAAGAAAAUAAUGGAGUGUGUGGCCACUUUGACCAGUCAUCUGCUGAGUGCGUUGUAUUUUACAUUCAUGCAGUCGGGAAUAGGGAGCAAAGGAUUCUUAGGUGCAGGGACCUUCACAAGGAAGGUACCAAACUCUGUGUCUAUGGUUUCAAGGGAGAGACCAUCAAGACCACUCUGAGAAAGGAUGGCAGGUUUCGCUCUUUUGUAGAGAGUGACCAUUGGAAACUCGUUAAUAAUGACACCGUUGUAGCAAACAGCCAGCCAGUAGAUGUGUUAGAGGGUAAGCUCUUUCAGAUUGAUGUAGAGAGAAAGGAGAGCUCUUGGGCAGCAGAAUUGGAGAAAGUGAGAGCAUAUAUCAAGGAAGAGAGUGAGAAUAGUAAAGAAGAGUCGCUUUUCAAAGCCCAUAAGAAGAAGCUCAGUGAAGUGGCAAAAAGCUCUACUCCAGAUCAAAUGGUCAAACUUCUUUCACGCUUCAUGGAUUCCACUGGGCUCAUACUUUGGGACUAUAAUGGAAACAGGGGUAAAGCCACUUGCUUUGUUUUCAGAGGGUUGUACAUUUUCACUUGUCGACAUGUAUUAAAUGAUAUUGUGGGAAAAGGAAGAAAGCCAAGUAAGUGUCUAGACCUAAUUAGCCAAUGUGUAAGGGUGACAUUUGAUGAGGAAUGCUUUGAAGAGCCAACCUCAAACUUCAACAGUUGCUUUCACAUCGAACCUUGGCUUCUCAUAUCUGAUGACACUCUUGACUAUGCCGUCUUGAAACUGAAGGAAAAUGGUCAACACGUGCCUGCCGGACUGUAUAAUAAUGGAAUAGCUCUUGUACUUCCCAGUGAGUUGAUAUAUAUGGUUGGCCAUGAAAAUGGAAACAAGGUUUUUGAUCGUUGUGCAGUGGUCACUCAAGGUAAACGAAAAGAGAAGAGUCAGCAAUUUGUUCAUGGAACAGAAGCAGCAGGUCAUAGCCAUUAUUCUAAGUUACUCCCUAUGUGUACAAAAAGAAGUUUCCAAGAAAUGAAUGUCAACCCUAAUGAUUUUACCUAUAAUAUUUUUUAUAAUGGCUCUUCUGGAUCUCCACUAUUUGAUUGUAAAGGUUCUCUAGUAGCCAUGCAUACUGUUGGCCUCAUUUGUGAGUAUGAAAGCAGAGUUUAUAAUGUUAUUGAGGUUGGCAUAAAGAUGGAAUCCAUCCUUGCCGAUAUUAAGCAAAAACAUAAACUAUGGUAUGAGGAUGUUUGUGUAAAGCAGCAGGAGGUAGUAAUGCGCAGUGAAGAGUUUACAGAUCAGGAGGAUGUAGACAUGCACAGUGAAGAGUUUAUAGAUCAGGAGGAUGUAGACAUGCACAGUGAAGAGUUUUGA
Molecule: messenger RNA, 1717 nt
Organism: Microtus ochrogaster (prairie vole)
Lineage: Eukaryota; Metazoa; Chordata; Mammalia; Rodentia; Cricetidae
Product: protein FAM111A-like
Exons: 1
Coding region: 8-1717 (569 amino acids)
Biological process (GO): DNA replication
Cellular component (GO): nucleus; chromatin
Source: RefSeq, a predicted model, not a curated record